GUGUCGUGUAAAGACGUAUCUGCCGCCGAAUGCGAGUCCUUUCCAUGUGUGAGCGGUUUAACAUCUCGCCCUUUGCCUUCACUUUCCCCUCAAAACCGAUGUUCUGGAGAGGGGAAUGUAAAUGGUGAAGGCCCAGGUUUUUUAAUAGUGAUGCCCAAAUAAAUUUUACUUCGGUUGGUGAAGGCAGAGGAAGGGAAAUAGAGGAGGAAAGAGUGGCUACUGCACCGAUUGGAUAAGGGGUUGUCAGUGCAUCACGGCUGAAAAUGGCAUAACAUUGAGAGGAAAAAGGACUGUGUGCUGUGCUAAUAAUAUUGAUACUUUAUACAUAUGGAGCUGCAUUAAGGAGAUGUUAGGAAAGGAGUCUUUGGAGGGCAAUUAUCAUCCGUUAUUGAUCGGUCUGUGAAACCAUGUGAUACGUCGUCUUGCAUGGGCAUUUUAGAACUCUGGUUAGUGCUAGACGGCUCAUUCCUUCCGUUUCCCCCGUUCUCCUUAAAUGGCGGCUGCUAGCCUUAGCAGUUAGGAGGUUUCUGGACAUCGAGAAUUUCCUAGUUCGCUUGUUCUUCAUUUUGCAGUGCCAUGUCCAACACACGAGGCGCGUUUAUUCAGACCUCUAGGUUCUUCUAGUGGGUGCUGUUCGCUGACCAAGUAAGAAGAAAAUCACAAAAUGCUGUCAAUGAAAUGUUAGAAAAUAUUGGGAAAAAUAUUGAUAACUGAAUUAAUAUAUGUCCAAAGUGGGAAAUCAGAGGAAAAUUGAAAACACAUAAGGAAUCAUCAAUCAAACCUGCUAACAAACCGACCGAGGGCGACGAGGCUCACUGCCGGGCUCGAGGAAACUCGGGACGAUCAUGCCAGGAAUCGUCGUCUUCCGCCGCCGAUGGUCGGUGGGAUCGGACGACCUGGUCGUCCCGGGCGUCUUCCUUCUUAUCCUCCACUCGAUAUGGCUGGUGGUCUUGUCAGUAAUAUACGGCGUCGUAGGAACCCGCGAGGAGGGUUACGCCUGUUGGUCGGGCCUGCGGGAGCACGUGGUCGGCUACCUCGUCAUUCUCUCGGGCUGCGUGGUGGUCGAGUUCUGCAUUGCGCACGUGGCCAUGCGUGGGACCAUCUUGGACCCCUCACCGAGGGCGUCCAUGCAGUACCUCCUCUACGUCAGGCUAUGUGUGCUGGUCGCAGAGCUGGUGUGGGUCGUGCGCGGUGUGGUGUGGCUCAGCCAGCACUAUCAGACCUGCACGUCACAGGCAGCGAAAGAUGCCAUCUUAGGUAUCGUAGUAUGUAACUGGUGCGUCCUCGUGAGCGUGGUGAUCACAGUGUGGUGCACCUUCGACGCCGCCGGCCGCAGCUGGGUCAAGAUGAAACGCUACCAGCGCUCCAUGCGCGACUCGCACUCCAAGUUCCAGUACAGGAGAUCCGGCAACAGAAACCGUAACUGGAGGCAGAGGAAAGUGCUGAGAGCGUAUCAGGAUAGCUGGGAUCACAGAUGUCGUCUGCUUUUUUGUUGCAUGGGAAAAUCUGACGAUGCCAGAAAUUCCUUCAGCGACAUCGCGCGUUUGCUGAGCGAGUUCUUUCGAGAUCUGGACGUGGUCCCGUCGGACGUGGUGGCGGGGCUCGUCCUCCUGCGAAAGUACCAGAAGCUCAAUCGGCAAGACAUUGUCAAAAGUUCCAAGAACGAUGUCUACGAGUUUCUGUCUGGGGUCCCUAUUACGCCCAGGACGAGGUUCCUCCAGCUGUCAUCUCUCGAGGGCAAGGAGGAGUUUGAAAAAAUCGUACAUUAUAUGCGGUUCGCUUUGGCCAUCUACGGAUGGCCCAUGUUCGUGGUGAGCAGCAGCUCCAUUGAAGUGUGCAAGAUGUGUCCUCUUCUCAAAUGUUGGCGAUGCUGCUUUUCAUCCGAGGGCGAGCCAGAAGUUGUCGAGGACAAUUGCUGUGGCUGCAACGUGGCUGCCUUCAGGAUGAUGGCGCCUUCAGAAGGGAUGGACCUCGUCUACGUCACUUACCACGUAGAUGUCGGCGAGACGCCGUUCUUCGUUGCCCUGGACCAUCGCAGGAGGGCCAUCGUUAUUAGCAUCCGAGGGACUUUGUCUAUGAAAGAUGUGAUCACGGACCUGAACGCCGAGAGUGAGCCUCUGCCAAUGGACACCAUUAAGGAGGAUUGGCUGGGGCACAAGGGUAUGGUGUCUGCUGCAGAGUAUAUCCGGCGCAAGUUAAGGGAGGACGACAUCUUAAACCGCGCCUUCCGCUUCGACACAACCCGGGGGACGCAGCUGUAUGACCUAGUUUUGGUGGGACACUCCCUAGGCGCUGGAACGGCAGCCAUCCUGGCCAUCCUUCUCAAACAAGAACACCCGAACCUUAGCUGCUUUGCUUAUUCACCACCAGGGGGACUCUUAAGCAUGCCAGCUGCAGAAUACACUCGAGCUUUCAUCACUUCAGUUGUAGUUGGGAAGGACGUGGUGCCUCGGAUUGGCCUGCACCAAAUGGAAGCCAUGAGGGCUGACCUCAUCAAUGCUAUCCAGAGAUCUCGAGACCCCAAGUGGAAGACCAUUGCUUCGUCGUUUCGUUGUUGCGGGGCGUGGGAGGACAGCGGGGGCGAAGCCGAGGAGUUUUCAACCACGAGAGCCGCCAUGAGGGACCACGCCUCUCACCCGUCCGACUCCUCGAUCGCCCUCACGGUGCACCAGCCGCUGUUUCCCCCCGGCAGGAUUCUGCAUGUGGUCCGCCAUCACCCCAACAAGAGGCAGCGAUGGAUGCGGACGCCCAAGCCCGUGUACCAGGCCGUCUGGCGGGACAACCAAGACUUCGACGAGGUGCUCAUUUCGCCGUGUAUGAUCCAGGACCACAUGCCCGACCAGGUCCUCAAGGCGCUCGAAAAGGUGUUAUCCCAUUCAAAAGACCCGCCAACACCCAGGUCUCCGCCCACUAACUCAGAGCCCCGCCUUCACACUCUCGCAAAUCAGUCAGACGUGUAUGCGUAUGUAUGA
Messenger RNA from Penaeus indicus, 2972 nucleotides. RefSeq names its product diacylglycerol lipase-alpha-like (gene inaE). Lineage: Eukaryota; Metazoa; Arthropoda; Malacostraca; Decapoda; Penaeidae. Gene Ontology annotation, molecular function: lipoprotein lipase activity. Bases 846 to 2972 code for a protein of 708 amino acids. The record is from RefSeq and is a predicted model, not a curated record. Gene Ontology annotation, cellular component: postsynaptic membrane; dendrite membrane; cytoplasm. The transcript has 15 exons. Gene Ontology annotation, biological process: arachidonate metabolic process; diacylglycerol catabolic process.